GAAGGAAAGCCUUUAUCAGUGGCCGGUGAACUUUGCUUCAAGACCUUUGUCGGCUCUUAUAAGGGUGAAGUUGUUUCUACAUACCACCCAGCUGUACAAAAUCUUAAACAAGCCGUGAUGGAAAACUGGAGUCUAAUAAAAAAUCAGCCAUUGCUGAGAACAACUGAUCCAUUUAUGAAAAAAGCUAAUCUUGUCACACAAGAGGUAACUUUCAAGACGGCACGCUUGUAACAGCAAAGAUGCAGAAAAUAUAACUUGAAACCCUAAUAUUGCGACGCAACCGCAAAACUACGUGAGGUGACCAUGGAAGCCUGUAUUAACUUCCUCGUCCCCAGUUUCUUCAAAACCUGAUGAGAACCUGUAUUGUUGACAUAUGUAAUACCAGAGAUAUGAAUCUAAUAUUGAACCAUGGUGUAUAUAUAAAUAUGCCCAGUUUUUCACUCCUGUGCGCGCAUUUCCCAAAAACCUCCAAACGUUUACGAUUUGUAAAUUUUGCCAGAGCCUUUCAUCAUCAUGGCAAUUCCCAUUAUUGAUUUAUCUAGUCUUGCAAACAGAACACCAACGUGUGAAGAAACAACAGCUGUUGGGAAAGCUUGUCUGGAUUUCGGAUUUUUCUACGUCGUCAACCACGGAAUACCAGGAGAUCUUCAAGCUAAAGUUUUGGAGAAGUUGUGGAAAUUUUUCAGCCUUUCAGCUGAGAAGAAGGAAGAAAUUCAUCGAAGAGAUGGUUUCCGCGGAUAUUUUAAGAAACAGGAGGAGCGAAGCAUAGAGUACAAUUGCACAGAGUGGAAAGAGGGAAUUUACUAUUUUCGAGAUUUUAAGAAUUUACCCGAAGAGAAAAAGGAAAAGAUUUUCUGUGGCUUAAAUCCAUGGCCUAAAGCUGAAUAUGUUCCCGAGUUUCGUGCAGUUAUAGAGGAAUACUUCAGAAGAACACAAGAAUUAGCCUCUAAGCUGCUGAGCUGCAUUGCACUGAGUUUAGGUAUGAACCGAUCUGAACAUCCCUAUAAACCGCUAUUCUCAAUGUCUAUUAGGCUUAAGCGGAAUUGCCGCUAAAGAUAGCCCGAUUGCAUAGGCCGAAACCAGGUUGCACCAAUAACCAAAAUAACUCCAGUGAUCAGAAAUAAUAUGUAUACAAUCCCGUCUUGAGGCAUUCGCUAAAGGGUUCCUCACAAGAGAUGGUUGCCUGUUCGUAUCACAAUGGAGCCAACAGGCAUGAUGCAUGUUGUGAAAUGGGCUCACCCUUCAGUAGCAUUAUAAUACAUGAGUCCAGUGCGAACUUCUGUGACAGUAAAAAGCAUCAAGCAAUGUAUUAUCCUUAGGGUUUAAAUCUUUCUCCUUUUCCUUCAGGGGUUUGCCAAUAUUUUUCGCAAAGUUUGGUGAUCGUAAAAAUUAUCGCCCGUUACUGUGUUCAACCUCAAGUUAAGGGAUAGAAGCGAUUCUUUCCUUUCCAUGACAGUGAAGUGUCUCGGCGAAAAAACAUCAGAGGGCUUUUUCAGAGCUGCAGAUGCAUGCCUGAACCGUGGUUAUCACUCUUAACCAAAAUUAAGGAAGCAGAAUAUAGCAUUUUUAGAAGCCUCAGUACUCCCCAAACUUUUCCAACCAUAUUAAAUGCACCUCUACUUUAACAGCAGAGGCUGGGACUGUACUUAACACAGGUUUCACUGAACCACGGAUACUAGAAAGAACCUCAUCUAUCGUUUAUUUUCAAAAGUUCUAAAACCAUCUUCUCAUCUUAUUUUUUUGCAGGUCUUGAAAGAGAUUUCUUCAUCAAAGAAUUCACCGACGAUCCCUUUGCUCAACUGGCAAUGUUCCACUACCCACCGAACCCUUCUUCAAAGGAUGGCCAUGAGAUAUGGGGAGCGGGGAGGCACACUGACUAUGGCAUGUUAACCAUCCUCCUUCAAGAUGACGUAGGCGGACUCCAGGUAGAGACCAGAGACGGAGUGUGGAUUGAAGUACCCCCAAUUCCAGGCUCAUUUGUUGUCAAUUUGGGAGACAUGAUGGAAAUCUGGACAAGUGGUGCACUCAGAGCGGGACCGCACAGGGUGAAAGUUUCCCCAACUGAGCACCGGCUUUCAGUUGCCAUGUUUUAUGAGCCAGGCUUUGACUGCAUGAUUUCACCAAUUCCUCUGGACAAGACUCUAAUCCCUGUGGAGAAAACGGCAGCGAAGUUGCGAAUGGACUUUCCCAUUCGAUAUGGUGACUAUGUACUGAAAAAGUUUUGCAGUAUCUUGCCAGCAGAUAAGCCUUAA
This is a messenger RNA of Porites evermanni, 2252 nucleotides long. Lineage: Eukaryota; Metazoa; Cnidaria; Anthozoa; Scleractinia; Poritidae. The record is from the annotation of a GenBank genome assembly.